AAUUACUUUAAAAUAUUUUCAAACUUAAAUGGAGUAACUAAUUGGACAAAAAAUGGAGGAAUACUCCCCUAUAGCGUAUCAUGAUUUACGCAAACUCGAUGAUUUACUGAGUCAAUGGCGGCUCCGUCGAAAAUCCGUCGAUUUGGACGGGAAUUUCUUUCAUUCAUUAGUACGACAAUUGGAAUUAAAAAUACCAAGCAAAGCAACAACAUUCGACGUUUUACGUGCUAAUUGCGUCAACUAUUUACGUAAAAACCUCGUCAUCAGUCGAAAACAGGGGGAAGCGUGGGAUAAUUUUAUUUCGGACAAAUCAAAAGAGGACUACUUGUCACACAUGAGCGCAGAUGGAAAUUGGGUCGAUCAAGUGAUGGUUCAGGCUGCUGCAAGCUAUCUUAAGUGCACCAUCACCAUAAUCACAACAGCUGGUAGUUCGGACGAAGACAGUGUCAUAUCCAUCCAUCCUAAAACUAUUGGGAGCGCAAACCCGAAAACGGGAGUGCUUACAUUAGGACACGUAGCAGAAAUUCACUACUUCAGCGCCGAACCUGAGGGAUCUGAUGAAUUCCCAACUGUGUACGGAAGAGAUGUGGACUCUAUAGAGGACGCCGUAAAAAUUUUCAGCGGGAAGCGAAAGCUCAAACCUGCUUUGAAAGGAGGGGGAAGACCCGGAUCUCGUCAUCGUAGAGAAACAAAGAAGGUACACAUGGAGGAUCCUAGCUUCAAAAGGCACAGAGAUUCAUUGGUCGACACCAGAGAAAGGAUUUCGUCAGAACAAGAACCUAAUUAUUCUGUCUAUGACGACACAGUAAUAGAACAAAAAGACGAGAGCCAGCAUAAGGAAGAAGAGGAGAGACCGCAUCCAGACGAAAAGAUGCAAAGGCCAAAACGCUGUGGCCGGUCACCAGCGAGACAUCGACGCCGAUACCAGGCCCUUAUGCCCGAGAACGAAAAAAAGAAAACAGAGCUCCCUCCUUGGGAUGAAUUUGAGGUGAUUCCCCCUGAAGAUCGCGGAAACCAGGAAGGGCCGUUGCUCCAUAUCGCCACCAAGAUUGCAAAAUACGUCAGCGCAGCAGUAUUUGGAGAUGCGUGUUGCUUGGAGCUCUGGCGAACAAGGGUUCAUUACUCGUAUUGACAAAUGCAUAUUCACAAAGUUACGCUGACGAGAGAUCCUGCCCAAAGACGAAACCCUUAGACACCACCAGUAUGGGGACAGCUGCACAGCCGUACUUACCUACGAUACCAAGCCAUGCUGAUGCUAAUGGUCUGCCUGUUAGUACCAGAAUUUUUUACCCUCGGAUACAGUCUAUAUCGGCUCAUAAUGAAGAAAGAAAAGGACAUGGAAUGGUCUGCUUUUGGAUGGGGAAUGAUUCCAGAGAUACUACAUGCUACCGGUUUGACAUUCCUAGUCGUGAAGGUCGUCCCGAAUAUCGACGCAACUUUGGCAAUUCUGAUGUUCUCAUUGGUAACGUUCGCGCCCUCAGCGAUUCAAGUCCACGCU
Styela clava is the source of this 1498-nucleotide messenger RNA. NCBI's taxonomy places the organism in Eukaryota, Metazoa, Chordata, Ascidiacea, Stolidobranchia, Styelidae. The record is from RefSeq and is a predicted model, not a curated record.